Galeopterus variegatus (Sunda flying lemur) is the source of this 1597-nucleotide messenger RNA. It is a transcript of the gene ZNF396, whose product is annotated as zinc finger protein 396. The record is from RefSeq and is a predicted model, not a curated record. The transcript is spliced from 4 exons. The coding region runs from base 141 to 1163 and encodes 340 amino acids. Lineage: Eukaryota; Metazoa; Chordata; Mammalia; Dermoptera; Cynocephalidae.
GCAGCUGCCAGCCGGGUGCUCGCCGCGUUUCUCCGGGACAGCGCUGAGUCCGGGCUUCCCGGCCCCGAGGAGUGUCUAUAUUGAGAACCCCACCUCCUUUAAAAUUAAAGCCUAGCAGUCCUGAGCUGUUGCAAGUCCAAAUGUCUGCAAAAUUGAAAGAGUCAUCAACACUCCUUCCACAAACUUCAGAGAAGCCUGACAGGAUUGUGAUAGUGAAGACAGAAGAGGAAGAGCAGGCCUGUGAUCCAGACCCCCGCCUCCACUGGACCAGCUGCCAUAGCCCAGAGACCUUCCGCCAGCGGUUCAGGCAGUUUGGCUACCAGGAUUCACCUGGGCCCCGGGAGGCUCUGAGCCAGCUUCAGGAACUUUGUCAUCUCUGGCUAAGGCCAGAGGUGCACACCAAGGAGCAGAUCCUUGAACUGCUGGUGCUAGAGCAGUUUCUGGCCAUCCUGCCCAAGGAGCUGCAGGCCUGUGUGCAGAAGCAUUGUCCAGAGAGUGGAGAGGAAGCCGUGACCAUGCUGGAGGAGCUGGAGAGAGAGCUCGACAGGCCGGCUGAGCAGGUCUUCGUUUUUGGACAAAGAAAGAACGUGGUUACAGAGAAGCUAGCACCUUGGGAAAGCACUGAAGAGUUACCAAGUAGCCAGCUCAAGCCUGUAAAGAAGCAGCUCCAGGGGGCAUCAUGGGAGCUGCACUCCUUAAGACAGAAUGAUGAUGACACCAAAACUCUAAAUGUGGAAUCAACUUUGAGGCAAAAGACUUCUUCAGGCAUAGAACAGCAUUGCAAUGUUUCCAACACCCUUCAUACAAAUGCCUCCCAGAGUUUCACAUAUAGAGCAACCUGUGAACAAGAUGGCAGGUUUGAAAGAAGACAGGGAAACCCCUCUCGAAAAAAACAACACAAGUGUGAUGAAUGUGGCAAAAUUUUUAGCCAGAGCUCAGCCCUUAUUUUACAUCAGAGAAUCCACAGUGGAGAGAAACCUUAUGCAUGUGAUGAGUGUGCAAAGGCUUUCAGCCGAAGUGCAAUUUUGAUUCAGCAUCGAAGAACCCACACUGGGGAAAAACCCUACAAAUGUCAUGAAUGUGGCAAAGCCUUUAGUCAGAGCUCGAAUCUUGUAAGGCAUAGGAAAAGACACACUAGAGAAAAAGUCCCAUUAGUGUCAUGAGGGAAUCGAAACAUUUACUCAGAACUUUUUCAGCACAAGAGAAGACACAAGGUACAAAUACUCCCUUAGUAUAAAUCAGUGGUUUUAGUGGACACCAGUUUCCUUUCAAGGGUCAUAAAAGCCACAGGAGAGAAUGUGGAAUAUGUCAUUUGCUUUUCUGUUUAUCAGUACAGCGUCAGUUCAGAUGUUUGAGAUUCCAAAGUUUAAUUCAGCUUUCCAUCCCUAAGCAGCCCUUGAAAAGACAUUCUCAGACAUAUUCUACUAUUUCCAUUAUUAACACAGAUAAUGAACUAGUGUGUACUUUUUUAUACAGUUAUUUUUUUCCCCUGUUUAGAAGGAAUGUGUGACUUACUUAGCAUAGAAAAGAUAUUCUCCAUUUCGUAGCUUGAGCACUAGAACUCUAAAGAACAGAGAUUAAAGCCUGUUUUAACAAA